CGCGGCGCCGCCGCAGCGAGCGCCAUGCCCGGUAGCCGGCGCAGGGGGCUCUGCCUCAGGCCCGCCGCCGCCCUGAGGAGGCGCAGCGGCGGCGAGGAGCAGCUCAGCCGGCGGCGGGCAGAGGAGGAGGAGGAGGAGGAGGCGGCGGCGGAGGGCGGCGCGGGCCGAGGCCUGCCCGCGGCGGAAGCGGCGUGCGCGCCCCGCGCUGCAGAGUCAUGUUUACAUAAAACUCCAAAGAGGUCCUUGAGUAGGAAAUCCCGAAUACCUACUUUCAGCUCUCCUGUUAAUGACACUGAUACACAGCAAGAAAUCUUUUGGGAUUCUCAUUCACCAAUUGCACACAGACUAGGCAGUGGAAAAACCAAACAGUCCACCAGUGGGUGCACAGUAGAAAUUUCGGAAAUUGUUAAUCGUAUUGCUCCUCAGGAUGAAAAAUCAGCCUGUAGUGAAGGCUCCAUUUUAGGAACAUGGAUUGGUGAGGAUGCUAUUCCCUAUACACCUGGAGUAGUAAAAGUGCGAUCUAGGACAAAGUUAAGUUGUACAAGGGAUCCUAAGAUAACAAUUCCCGAAGAGGAACUCAUGAAAUUGGCUAAGGAAUUUGAUAGAAACCUAGUAGAGCUAGAUGCUGUUCAGGAACAGGAGAAGCUUGGUCACAACUUCAUCCAGAGCACCUCAGAGCCUUUGAAUAAUUCUAAAGAUGAAGUAAACAUGAAGAACGAGAUACCACUCCUUGGUGAAGGUUCUGAAACAGAUACUGCUCUGUCCGUGAAACCAGUUGGACAGAGCACUGGCAUUCCUGCUGCAGGGCCCUGUCGGUCCAGCAGUCAAAAGUCUGUAGACCUUGAGUCUGAAAUAGCCCUUCAUGCUCUUUUUGACUGUUCUACCCAGAAGUGUAGUGGGCAGCUGAGCCAAGGACUGUCAGAUAUUUCUUUAAAUAACAGUUUUCAUAAAAAUAAAAGUACCUUGGAGGAAGAACAGCUUCCUGAGGAAACUGAAGUCAUGCAAUGUGGUAAUUCAGAGGCACAACAAAAAGGUGCAGUGGGGAGCGUGAACCAGACGGUACCAAACCCUGAUAUGACAAAAAAAAAUCCUCCUUUGAAGACACAAUUGGUGGCCUCCACUAAGCUGGCUGGAGUAGUUAAUGAUGACUUUGAUGACUGGGAUACAGAUUUUUUGGCAGAUGACUCUUUUAUGAUGCAAAUAACCCAAAAUCCUGAAUUGAUAAGUACUGAAGAACCACCACCAAUUCCUGCAAAUCCACCUGGCUGUGGUUUCAGUGAUGCUAGCACAACAAAGCAAAGAAGUAGUGGCAAUUUGGUAACUUGUUUGGGGAGUGUAAACAAAUCUAACAGUUUGCAGUAUUCACCUUUGAAACAUUCUAGUAAAAACAUACAAAAUGUUGUAAAAUCUCUGUCUUUACAAAAGCCAUGUAAGACAGAAAACUCAGAGACCACAGCCUUGCAUGGCAAAUGUGAUGUUAAGCCAGAUAAAAUAAAUUCCAUUUGGAAAAGUGCUCAAAACAGGGAUUUGAACUGUAUUUCUGUUCCAGUGCAAUCUGAAGUGAAGAAUGGAAAUGAAGCUACUCAGUCUAAAAGUGACCCUCUUUUUCCUUCAAGAUCUAAUCCUCAUAGACAACGGACAGAAAAACCUGGAAAUACCACCCAUGGUAUUUCCUGUCAAUCAUCCAAUGUUUCUAUCAGUAUGAAACCUAAUGAUCUAACUAAAGUGUUUGAAAUACCAAAGAAGUGUCCUGUGCCAUUUCACGAAUGGAAUGAACCAAAAUUCUCUGAUGAGAUAUUAGAUAUGUUUUGUGGAUCCGAUAGUCUUUGGGAUGCUAACUUUGAGGAUGAUGAAUUGUUGUAUCAGGUGUGUGAUGAUAUAGAAAAGCAGACUCAGAGCCAAGAUGUUAAACAAGGAAAUGAAAGAACUAAAACUAUACAAGGAGCAAGUAGUAAUUCCAGAUCAAAUGCUGAUAAGAGCUUCCUAGCCUCUAAACAAGGACAUUGCCUCUUGGCACAAAAUACAAAUGCAAAACAGGAGGCUCUCUCUCUAAAUGAUUCCUGUAGGAAUUCAUCAAAGGUUAUACAUGGGCUGGCCACAACAGGUCAUGCAGUGAACUGUAAGAGCAUCUCAAGUCCUAGAACUGUGAUCUCAGAUCCUUCUACAGAGGGCAAAUACACACUGACUAAAAACUGUCAUCAGGAUGCUUCUGAAGAUACUACAAAGACUGUUUUGGGGAAAUGGUACAGGUCAAAUUCUGUGCCAGCAGGAGACACUGCUUCUGAAUGUCUGUGGUGGAACAAAAAAAUAGAAAAUGCUCUCAAGAAGAGAUUGAAAGAAAAAAACAAGAAGCUCUUGCACGAAGGAAAUCCAGAACACAGGCAUUCUUUAAAGAUGCUUGAAUUUGGAGUUUAUUUUUUCUGCGGAGUAAGUUUGUGGGAGGGAAAUACUGUAAUGCUGGAAGACACUUUUAAAACUCCAUUCACAUCUAUUGAUGGCAAGUUUUUUUCUGUUUCUCAAUGUAAAAAAAUCUGGACCUGAACCAUAACUAAUACUCUGGUGGUAUUUAGUCUUAAUUAAAAACUAUAAGUUGUGAAUGUGUAGUCCCAAACUACCUUCAGCAAGAUGAAGAUUAUGUUGAGUUCAUGUACUGUUACAUGUUGAAAUUGCAUAGUCUGAAAAUCAUGAGAGCAUUGGUAUACACACAUAAUGAAGGUGUCAAAAACAGACUGUAUGUUUUGGCUGUGUUAUUGCAAGUAUUCUAAUCUUUAAGAAGACUCUCAAGUACACACAGACUAAGAAAUACACAAUGAAGUUUACUCUCAGGUAGAAGACAAUUUUUAAGUUUUGAGUGAAAUAAAGUACAGUCUAGGAAACAUCCAACAAUUGGAAAACUAAUGGAAAUGAACAGGCUUUGGAAAGCUCAGUUUGUCUCUGUUACCUGAGGUAAGAAAUGUACACAGAGAAGGAAAAAUUUAAUAUAAAAGUUUCAUAAGGUGAAAAAGCAUCCUGCAAAGGACAUGUAUUUUUUUUAAGUUCCUUUCACGAAGAGUUGGAAAUACCCUGACAAAAUUGGAACACCCUUUUCUAAACAUGCAUCACCAAGCUAAUUAAAAAGGGUAGCCUGUGUCAUUUUACCAAACCAUGAGCAAUAUAUAAUAAAUCAGGUGAGAUCUCAACAACUUUGCGUCAGUUUAGCCUUAUGGCUUGUACAUAUUUUCAGACUAAAGGCUGUUGAAACAUAAAAAUGCAAUGUCAUGUCAGCUUAACAGGGGCUGAUAGAAUUUUUGAUGUGAUAGAUGGGUGUAGAGAUCAAACUGCAAAAACUGCCUCUGGGUAAGCUGCAAGAUAUUUUUCAACUGAGAAAUGCUUAUAUGUAAACAUGUGACACUAUGAAAAGUGACUGUAAUUUUUCUUUGUAAAUAAAUAACUAUAAAAUGUACCAAAGGUUGGAGGAAGCUUUUGGUUUCUGUAGUAUGUGCCAUUUUUGUAACUCUUAAAAAUGUAAGUAUUGUAUAUUUGUAAGUCAUCAUUAAACUUUUUUUUUUA
Molecule: messenger RNA, 3549 nt
Organism: Neopelma chrysocephalum (saffron-crested tyrant-manakin)
Lineage: Eukaryota; Metazoa; Chordata; Aves; Passeriformes; Pipridae
Gene: ETAA1
Product: ETAA1, ATR kinase activator
Exons: 6
Coding region: 25-2541 (838 amino acids)
Source: RefSeq, a predicted model, not a curated record